Messenger RNA from Salvia miltiorrhiza (redroot sage), 995 nucleotides. RefSeq names its product axial regulator YABBY 5-like. Bases 246 to 809 code for a protein of 187 amino acids. Lineage: Eukaryota; Viridiplantae; Streptophyta; Magnoliopsida; Lamiales; Lamiaceae. Gene Ontology annotation, cellular component: nucleus. Gene Ontology annotation, biological process: multicellular organism development; cell fate commitment; abaxial cell fate specification. The transcript is spliced from 7 exons. The record is from RefSeq and is a predicted model, not a curated record.
CGCCCCACCUCCGCACAUGUACUGUUUUUAUUUCUCUGAUGCUUCCAAAACCCCCUUCUUCUUCUACAUGAUCAACAUUCAUUCCCCAAUGCCCUAGCUACCCCUCCUCUCUCUUCUAUAACCUAAUUCCCUACAAUUUCUUUAUAUAUAGCUGCUGCUACCUGCUAUGCAUAAUUACUAGCUCAAAUAUAUACAUACUACCAUCCUCUAGAGAGAGAAAGUGAGAUAAUAUAUUACUAACAAAAAUGGAGAUUGUGGCUGAGCAGAUGUGCUACAUCCCUUGCAACUUCUGCAGUAUUAUUCUUGCGGUGAGUGUUCCAUGCAAGAACCUGCUUGAUGUUGUGACGGUUCGCUGCGGCCACUGCGCCAAUCUUUGGUCUGUGAAUAUGGCUGCUGCCUUCCACUCUCUGCACCCUUCCUCCCUAGAUGCUCAGGUUGGUAAUUACGCGUCAUCUGAGUACAGAGUGGAUGGAGGCUCCUCUUCCAAAUGGAACCAUAGCCAUAGGAUUCCAAUCCAGCCUCCAAGCUUCAUCACUAAACCAAAUCAGAAGAUCGUUAAUCGUCCCCCCGAGAAGCGGCAGCGCGUUCCAUCUGCAUACAAUCAGUUCAUUAAAGAGGAGAUUCAAAGAAUCAAGGUGAACAAUCCAGAUAUCACCCACAGGGAAGCAUUCAGCACUGCUGCCAAAAAUUGGGCACACUUUCCUCAUAUCCAUUUCGGACUCAUGUUGGAGAGCAAUAACGAAGCCAAACAUGAUGAUCAGAACUCUGACAAGCAUCAAAUGAGAAGGUCUGCCGUUCUGAACAAAUGAUCGCUGCGAUCUUAGCUACCUAGCUGGCCUCAACACCAUUCAACCCUACUUGUAUUUCUAGCUUGCAUUAUCUACUUUGAUUUAUGUUUGUGGCUACUUCUCUUCAUUGUUUUUCAAUCAACUUUUAAUUUGUGGCUUAUUAGAUAUAUAUAUUUCCAAUAUAUAUAAAAUGUUUAUUGGAUUUAA